This is a messenger RNA of Parastagonospora nodorum SN15, 1953 nucleotides long. RefSeq lists its product as hypothetical. Lineage: Eukaryota; Fungi; Ascomycota; Dothideomycetes; Pleosporales; Phaeosphaeriaceae. The transcript has 2 exons. Gene Ontology annotation, biological process: protein N-linked glycosylation. Gene Ontology annotation, cellular component: endoplasmic reticulum membrane. The coding region runs from base 1 to 1953 and encodes 650 amino acids. Gene Ontology annotation, molecular function: alpha-1,2-mannosyltransferase activity. The record is from RefSeq and is a predicted model, not a curated record.
AUGUCUGUUCAAGGGGGCAGCCGCUCUCGAGGAACGUCGCCUUUUUUGAUGCAGCUAGCGCGACGCCAGGUCUUGGCGGGAAGGCGCGUGCGUGAUUCAGCCCUACACGCAUGGCGAUCGCUUCGUCACUGGUCUGGGACGUCUGGCCACUUUGUCGACGGGCAGACUGCGGUGAAGCAUGUCUCCAGUGCAGGUAGCAAGCGGCAAGCCGGCCGCCCGCACGCAGAAGCCGCCAGAGCUGCAACCUCGCUCCGCUUCGCCGUCUUCGCCAUCGCCAACAUCAUCGCCGCCUACUUUGCGCCCAUCCAGGACUGUGACGAGGUCUUCAACUACUGGGAGCCGACGCACUACCUCAACCAUGGCUACGGGCUGCAGACGUGGGAGUACUCUCCUGACUAUGCCAUCAGAAGCUGGACAUACACGGCCAUUCACUCGCUGGUGAUAUGGCUGGGCACAGUGCCGCUGAAAGUCCUCCUUCCUCUUGCGAAGCCAAAGGUGGUGGAGUUCUACUUCCUCCGCGUCACGCUGGCCGUCGCAUGUGCGCUCUGUCAGUCAAGACUGUACUCGGUCAUCUCGCGGACCAUUAACCCACGAGUGGCCAUAUUCUUCGCCAUGGCUCUCAUCUUCAGCCCCGGCAUGUAUCACGCUGCACCAGCCUACCUGCCGUCGACGUUCGCCAUGUACACCUCCAUGCUCGGCUUCUCGGCCUUCAUGGACUGGACCAAGGGCAUGAAGACAUCUCAGGGAGUCUUCUGGUUCGGCAUCGGUGCCACUCUUGGCUGGCCCUUUGCCGGUGCCUUGGUCCUCCCGUUCGUUGCCGAGGAGAUCAUUCUCGCAUCUGUGACUGGUGAUCUUGCCGACGGCUUCAGAAGACUUGCUCAGGGCGCAUUUUACUCGGUGGUAGCCUUGGCAGUCCAAACGGGCAUUGACUCAUUCUUCUACAAGAAGUUCACUUGCGUACCUCUAAACAUCGUGCUAUACAAUGUCUUCAGCGGGGGUAGCCGCGGUCCCGACAUAUAUGGUGUCGAGCCAUGGCAUUUCUAUGUUCGCAACCUUGCACUCAACUUCAAUAUCUGGUUCUUCCUGGCUUUGGCUGCUUUUCCGCUGCUGCUGCUCCAGCACGUCGUCAUCCAAAUGGCCGUUUCAAAGCAGACUCUUCUUCGCAGCGUCGUUUUUGUCACUCCCUUCUAUCUGUGGCUGGCCAUCUUCACCUCCCAGCCACAUAAAGAGGAGCGCUUCAUGUAUCCUGCAUAUCCAGCACUAGCAUUGAAUGCUGCCAUAUCUCUGCAUAUCAUUCUGGCCAACUUUGGGUCUACAGAUCCACAACAUCUCGUCAGCAAGAUUCCUGGGCCAAUUAAGCUUGCUGUUGUUGCCAUUCCCCUUCUUUUAUCCUUCAACAUGGGCAUGCUACGUACCAUCGGCACAUUCACUGCCUAUUCUGCACCCCUCAGUAUCUAUCAGCCUUUGCACAACGCAGGAGUAGCACAGCCUGGGGACACCGUCUGUCUAGGCAAGGAGUGGUACCGGUUCCCAUCAACAUUCUCUCUACCGCAAGGAGUCCGAGCCAAGUUCAUCAAGAGCGAGUUCUCUGGCCUGUUACCUGGUGAAUUUAGCGAGGCCAAUGUCGGCUUCGGACUGUGGCCAGGGACAUGGUUGGUCCCUCCUGGUAUGAACGACGAAAACCUGGAGGAUGUUGGAAAGUAUAUUGAUGUUGAUCACUGCACAUUCUUGAUCGACUCCCGCCUUCCUUCAGCACCACCGACAGCACUGGAACCCUCGUACAUCUCAGACACGAAGAACUGGGAGAAGAUGAAGUGCACCACGUUCCUCGAUGCUUCCCACACGCAUCUCCUCGGCCGUCUUCUAUUUAUACCAGACUUGCCAUUUGUACCGGAAAGGUUCCGCCGCAAGUGGGGCGAUUACUGUCUGCUACGAGCAAUACCUCGCACGUGA